UAAACUCUUCCCCCUUCUGUCUGUUCUCCUCGUUGCUGCUCCCGUCGCCACACCGCACGUUAGCAAGAUGAACGGAUCCAACGGCAAAAAGAGCUCUUCCUCCGGGGUGAUGGAGUGGAUCGGCUCAGCUUGUCGGUUUGCAACAGACAGAAACGACUUCAGAAGGAAUUUUCUGGUCAACCUGGGCUUGUUUGCAGCUGGUGUUUGGGUUGCAAGAAACCUCUCCGAUUUUGACCUGAUGGCUCCCCAGCCUGUGACAUAAUCUGGUCACGAUAUGAAACCAGGGAUGAUGGUGUCUUGGACCAACAAAGAAGAACAAGGACAUGAAUAACUGAUGAUGAAACUUUUGUUCCACAUUUUAAACAAACAUCUUGCUGCCCUGAAUUAGGUUCUUGUUUCAUGUCAUUGUACAGUUGGUGGCCUGAAGAGAAAUAAUUACAUUAAAUCAGA
Messenger RNA from Acanthopagrus latus (yellowfin seabream), 450 nucleotides. RefSeq names its product translocase of outer mitochondrial membrane 6 homolog (yeast) (gene tomm6). Gene Ontology annotation, cellular component: mitochondrial outer membrane translocase complex. Bases 68 to 262 code for a protein of 64 amino acids. Lineage: Eukaryota; Metazoa; Chordata; Actinopteri; Spariformes; Sparidae. The transcript has 3 exons. The record is from RefSeq and is a predicted model, not a curated record.